Messenger RNA from Melanotaenia boesemani (Boeseman's rainbowfish), 2424 nucleotides. It is a transcript of the gene mob1a, whose product is annotated as MOB kinase activator 1A. Gene Ontology annotation, molecular function: protein kinase activator activity. Gene Ontology annotation, cellular component: nucleus; cytoplasm. The transcript has 6 exons. The record is from RefSeq and is a predicted model, not a curated record. Lineage: Eukaryota; Metazoa; Chordata; Actinopteri; Atheriniformes; Melanotaeniidae. Gene Ontology annotation, biological process: positive regulation of protein phosphorylation; hippo signaling. The coding region runs from base 152 to 802 and encodes 216 amino acids.
GAGCAGCUGUGGGUGCAGUUCGUAUUAGCCUAAACUGCUAGCAGACAUCGCUGAUAAGUGAUUCACGGUGUCUAAUUCUGAAACCAAAUUCUGUUUACUUAACGAGGAUCAGGAGCUGUAAUAGAGGCUUUUUAACCACUUCUUGGCCAAGAUGAGCUUCCUCUUUGGCAGUCGCUCAUCUAAGACCUUCAAACCGAAGAAGAACAUCCCAGAAGGCUCCCACCAAUAUGAGCUGCUGAAGCAUGCUGAGGCAACACUGGGCAGCGGGAACCUGAGACAGGCUGUCAUGCUGCCAGAAGGAGAGGAUCUCAAUGAAUGGAUUGCCGUCAACACGGUGGAUUUCUUUAACCAAAUCAACAUGCUGUAUGGCACCAUCACAGAGUUCUGUACCGAGACCAGCUGCUCUGUGAUGUCUGCAGGACCAAGAUAUGAAUAUCACUGGGCUGAUGGGACCAAUAUUAAAAAGCCAAUCAAAUGCUCUGCACCCAAAUACAUAGACUACUUGAUGACCUGGGUGCAGGACCAGCUGGAUGAUGAGACACUUUUCCCCUCCAAGAUUGGAGUUCCCUUUCCCAAGAAUUUCAUGUCUGUGGCCAAAACCAUCCUGAAGCGUCUGUUCAGAGUUUAUGCUCACAUCUACCACCAACAUUUUGACUCUGUGAUGCAGCUGCAAGAGGAGGCUCACCUCAACACCUCCUUCAAGCACUUCAUUUUCUUUGUCCAGGAGUUCAACCUCAUUGACAGACGAGAGCUUGCUCCUCUGCAGGACUUGAUCGAGAAACUUGGAUCCAAGGACAGAUAGACAUUUCAUCAUGUAUCGCCUGCUUUUUCUUUUAGUUGAUAGGUCUUCUCUCCUUUGUUUUCUCUUCUAUGUACUUCCUUGAAUUCCUCUACCUCUAUGACCUCUAGCCUCAGCUCUUUAAAUCUGUGCCUUUCUUACAUUUCCUGAAUAUAUGCACUGUACUUCUCUUAUUAGUUUCUGUUGUAUGCUGCCUGUGAGCCUUUUUCCCCUCAUCGUAGCCUUGUUAGAUUAUAUAGGACAGUGUAGUAAAGAAUAUUUUUUCACAGGACUCUGGUUAUUUACUCUGUAAGACCAGCCCACUAAAUUUUAUAUUGGACCAAGUACAUGGAGGUGAAAAACAGACGUUACUUUAAUUAGAAAGAUACAGUAACUGACCAAAUAUCCCAAUCUUAAUUUUUUUUUGUUUGUUUGUUUUUAAAUGAUCUGUUAUUUGUGUACAGGGACGAGAAACAGGAACGAUUGUAAGGCAGGUGAUGACAUUAAAUGUGUCAUACAUGGGCUUAUGUGCCUUAAAAGAAUGAUGAAGGCAGGCACAAAAAUGCACAGGUAUAUAAUAUAUAAUGCUCACUGUCAUAUAUACAAGCAUGCUUCCUAAUAAUAACUUCUUUGAGUCACAGUUAAGUGUGAGAUAAAUGUGAAGAUAUACCCCAUAAAAGACCCUCUUCCAUCUACGACUUAAAGCUAUUUGAAUUUGGUUGUACAAUAUUGUGUUUUGCGCACUUUUUCCCUUCUUAUCAUGCGCCUGCAAAGCUUGUUUAAUUAUUCUAUGAAGAGGAAUUGUAUAGUAGAAAUGGGGUCAAAGAACAAAUAGUUUAAAGUGAAUAUUUUACUGUAAUUUUAGUUAGUUGCUGUAGAGCUGAUAAAUUGUGGAACACAUAACCACUCCUCAUUUAAUAUAUGUUUAUCUUAGUUUUUUCCCCUGAAUUGGAAAGUUUAGAAAUGACAGUUUCAUUCAUAUUUUUGAGAUGUAUGUAGUUUUUAUUAAGCAUUCAUUUGUCUUUGGUUUGUGCACAAUUAUCAGGUUUUUUUUCCCUCUACUAUGCUUUAUGCUGGCUAAUGAUGCAGCUAAUACCCCCCUUCCUCCUGACCCCUGUCAAAUGUUGUCUUUCAAAAGUUACUCAAAGGAAUUGUUUUUUUUUUUUUACUUGUUGUCGGACCUAAUUUUAUAUCAGACAAUCAUGUGACCAAUUAUCAUAGGUAAAAUUGGAAAUUGGUUUAAUACAUCAUAAAAAACUAACCAGUGGAAUGUUGGGAUCUUUACUUUUCAGUCAGUAUACAGUCACAUUUGUAUGUAUUUGUUAUUAUCACAAUAUUAUUUUUUAACUUUUUUUGUUACAUUUCUUAGCAGACUGUAAAACGAUUAAUUGACACUUUUAAUCAAAUGGACAACAAGGGCUUUGAAGUAAAUGAAACUUUUUAAUAUAUUUUUACAGUUUUGGUGAAGUCUUUGGGUAGUCAUUCUGACUGUAAAUAAGUUUGGAGAAUGUGUUUACCAAAUCCAAAUAUUUGCUGUUAAUAAGGUCAGUGAUUUGUCUGCGCAGGACUGUGCCUUACAAUAGAAUAAAAAUGUCAGAUAUGACAAUAUUGAUAGAUCAAAUAUUCAAUAAACACUUGAAGGACAA